GCCGCGAGGACACGGCGGCCCGCCGUCGCUUCUCGGAUCGGGGCGAGCCGCCGACGCACCGUUCGGGCACGGGCCCUCACCCGACAGCCGGCCCGUUCAAAGCGGCGCGCGGGGCCAUGAACUUCCUGUCGGGCGGCUUCGGCACGGUGUCGGCCGCCAAGCCCGCGAAGCAGGAGCGCCAGGCGGGCGCGGCGGACGACGCCGUGAGCCCGAAGCAGCAAGCCAGGGACGACUUCGAGGCGAUGGUGGCGGAGGUGGACGCGAGGUGCGACGCGGACGGCUUGCAGCGCUGCGGCGUCAGGUACUGGACCCGUUUGCGGGCAUCCUGGCUCGGGGCGGCGGAGGAAGAGGUGGCCAGGCUCCCCGAGAGCUUCGAGGACGCCGGACCGCUGCAGCUGUCGCGCGCCAGGCACGCGGCCCCCGUGCGCGAGGUGAGCCAGGGCGAGUUGGAGGACCUCGAAGACUGCCUGGAGGCUGUCCAGCGUCCCUUCCCCCAGCUGGAGCGCAGCAUCCCCCUGGGCGCCGCGAUCCAGUGCGCCGAGGCGAUGUGGGACGACGAGUGA
Messenger RNA from Prorocentrum cordatum, 563 nucleotides. The record is from the annotation of a GenBank genome assembly. NCBI's taxonomy places the organism in Eukaryota, Dinophyceae, Prorocentrales, Prorocentraceae.